GAUUUUGCAUUUCCGGGGGAGACACCUGUAUGUAAACAAUACAGAUCUCUCCCGUCAGCUCCUGCACACUGCUUUGUAUGGCUUUGCAUAGCACAGCCAUACAAAGCAGUGUGCUUAGUGAAGCACACACACAGCCCCCAUAGUGAAACAGCACACAGUUAACCCUUUGAUCACCCCUCAUAUUAAAACCCUUCCUGCCCAGCGCCAUUAGUACAAUGUCAGUGCUGUUUAUUAGCACUGAUCACUGUAUUGGUGUCACUGUGGAUGUCAGUGACACCAAGUCAGUUCCCAUAGAGGUGAGAAAUGCCUGCCGCAGUCCCGCUAUAA
Messenger RNA from Staurois parvus, 327 nucleotides. Lineage: Eukaryota; Metazoa; Chordata; Amphibia; Anura; Ranidae. The record is from the annotation of a GenBank genome assembly.